Molecule: messenger RNA, 602 nt
Organism: Drosophila virilis
Lineage: Eukaryota; Metazoa; Arthropoda; Insecta; Diptera; Drosophilidae
Gene: EbpIII
Product: Ejaculatory bulb protein III
Source: RefSeq, a predicted model, not a curated record
AGUUUGUUCAAGUUAUUUGGUUACUUCACAACUUGUUUGUUGCACAUUUGAAUUUGUUAGUCUCAUAGCAAAUAAAGCGAUUAGUUGGUGGAUAAUCUAGUUGCUGUUUUAAGUUUUGUGGAAAAAUUAUUUGACAAUCUUAUUUCAGAAUGAAGGCUUACUUUCUGUUACUGGCCCUGGCAAUAGCAUAUGUUGCCGCUGAAGAAAAGUAUACGACAAAAUAUGACAACAUUGAUGUGGAUGAAAUAUUGAAAUCCGACCGUUUAUUCAAUAACUAUUUUAAAUGUCUUGUUGACACUGGAAAAUGCACGCCAGAGGGCCGAGAGCUCAAGAAAUCCCUGCCUGAUGCCUUAAAAACGGAAUGCAGCAAGUGCAGCGAAAAACAAAGGCAGAAUACGGACAAAGUUAUACGAUAUAUCAUAGAUAAUAAGCCGGAAGAAUGGAAAGUGUUGCAGGAGAAAUAUGACCCUGAAGAGAUUUACAUUAAACGUUACAGGGGACAAGCAUCAAAAGCCGGAAUAAAUAUUUAAGGCUAUCGAUACGGAGUCUGUAAUAUAUUUAAGGCAAUCUUAACUAAGGAAAGUUGAGUCCAUUGUAUAACA